Rosa chinensis is the source of this 898-nucleotide messenger RNA. RefSeq names its product mulatexin-like. Lineage: Eukaryota; Viridiplantae; Streptophyta; Magnoliopsida; Rosales; Rosaceae. The record is from RefSeq and is a predicted model, not a curated record. The transcript is spliced from 4 exons. Bases 1 to 396 code for a protein of 131 amino acids.
AUGGAGGCUGCAUAUGGAGGAAAGGAUCAACGAGAUUGUUCUUCUAGCAAGAAAGUUGUCUCUGAACAAACUUAUGAUUUCUCCACUAAUCAAGCCAAAUACGUGGAUAUUGAUCAGAUGCAUGGGGGGCAAGCCCCCUCCCCCUCCCCCCCCCCCCCCCCCCCCUCUCCUUCUUCCUUCUCUUUUUCUUCUCUGCGAACCCGGAACCCACUUCCGGUGAAAUCACCGCCGCCGGCCACACCACCGGCCAUUAGAGGAUCCUCUCUUCCUCCUUUUGUAUCCAAGCUCCUCUUGACUGGUGGAGGAAGAAUCGAAGGUGUUGAGAAGGACGUACUGAUCCCUCGAGCGAGGAGGACACAGGCAGGCAGCAGGGUUAGCUGCGAGACUCAUCAGUGAGUGGACUUUUGUUUUAUUUAAAUAAUGCAUGCAGCACAGUAUUAAAUUUAUAAUGGAUUAUUAUUUGAGUAAAUGUGGUUUUUGUGAAAAGAAAAGAAUUUAAAGAAAGGAGUUGGCAAGGAGGCUAGUUUCGGCGCAUGCGUACAUUACCUAGUCGGCAGUCCCCUCUAGGUAAUAGUCUGGUCGGCAGUCCCCUCCGGUGAGUCAUCUGGUCGGCAGUCCCCUCCAGAUGAUAUGAGGUAGUGAGUCGGCAGUCCCCUCUAACCACCACCUCCUAAAUCCGGUCGGCAGUCCCCUCCGAUGCGUCAUCUGGACGGCAGUCCCCUCUAGAUGGCAUGAGAUGACUAGACAGCAGUCCUCUCUAGUCAUCGAACGAUGUUUCUUGAAAUGAUGGUUUUCAAAGGAAUGAGUUGGAAUUGUUUUAUAAAUCUCGCUGCAUGUCGGUUUUUGUUAGCGAGAAAUGGGAAAGCAUUCAAGCAUUAAUUUCAUAAUUUAUUUUAGU